GUUUAAGCUUUCAUCCCAGAACAUUUUCCCAUUUCUGCAAUUCACAAUGGCAACUCUGGCAAGGCUAUUGCUCUCGAAAUCCACUGCCCAAACCAUCUCUCAAUCAAUCCUUCAGCCUCGAGUUUCUUUCAGUGACUCUCCCACCGUUUCCCAAUUCCUCAGAGCCCUCCACUCCAUCGUUUCCCGACAAUUCGAUUUCCGUUCGCCGAGAAUUUCCCCUCCGCCGCAUUGCAGGGGAAACUCGUCGGCCCCCGAGUACGACGCCGGAGAGUCCGAUGCCGCCGUUGCUGCCGCGCUGAACCUCGAAGCUCGCGUCCCCGCCACCAUCAUUACCGGCUUUCUCGGCUCUGGAAAGACCACUCUUUUGAACCACAUCUUAACAUCUCAGCAUGGAAAACGGAUUGCGGUUAUUGAAAACGAGUUUGGAGAGGUGGAUAUUGAUGGUUCAUUAGUUGCUAGUCAUUCUUCAGCCAAUGAGGAAAUUGUUAUGGUUAAUAAUGGUUGUUUGUGUUGUACGGUGCAUGGAGAUCUAGUUAAAAUGCUUUUGGAGUUGGUUAAGAAGAAGCGAGACAAAUUCGAUCAUAUCGUAAUCGAAACAACAGGCCUUGCAAAGCCAGCUCCUGUAAUUGAAACAUUCUGUGCUGAUGAGCUGGUUUCACGUUAUAUAACACUUGAUGGCGUUGUUACUUUGGUUGACUGUAAGCAUGCCAUGCAGCAUCUAAAUGAGGAGAAACCAAGAUUUGUGGUGAAUGAGGCAGUGGAACAGAUUGCCUAUGCAGAUCGUAUUAUUCUGAACAAGAUAGAUUUGGUGACUGAGGCUGAGUUGGACAUUUUGACCAAGAGAAUUAAGCAUAUCAAUGGGAUGGCUCAAAUAAAGCUCGCUAAACAUGGGGUUGUUGACAUGGAUUUUGUUUUGGGAGUGGGAGGUUAUGACCUUGAAAGAAUUGAUUCAGAAGUUCAGGUUGAUGGCUCUCACUCGGUUACGCAUUCACAUGAAAGUGGGCAUGAACACCACAAUGGACAUCAUCAUCAUGAUCACAAACAUGAUUCUGCUGUAUCCAGUGUCAGUAUCGUAUCUGAGGGUAGCCUUGAUCUUGACGAGGUUGAUGAUUGGCUUGAAAGAAUAAUUGAAGAAAAGGGUGAAGACUUGUACAGGAUGAAGGGAGUAUUAUCUGUAAAUGGGUCCAACGAGCGCUAUGUUUUUCAGGGGGUGCAAUCCAUGUUGGAUGGCUGCCCGGGGAAGGCAUGGGGACAAGAUGAGAAGAGGAUAAAUAAGCUUGUAUUCAUAGGAAGGAACCUGGAUGAAACUGCCCUAAAGAAAGGAUUCAAGGGAUGUCUGGUGUGAGCUGGAGUCAGAAUUUCUUGUCUAGAAAACGAAUGAACAGCAAAACCAGAGCCCCGAGGCCGUGGCUUCUACACAUUGCGAUGCGUCUUCGGGUCUGGUAUGUGGCAGCGCGCUAAGUCUGCUAACCUCAUGGUUAUACAAAUCAUACUGUUCACUGUGAAGUUUCGGGCAAUAGAAAUACGGGCAUGAUGAACUUGGGAUACUCCACAAGUGUUCUGAAAAAUAUACUUGAAAUUGUACCAAUAGAAGUCUCCACCCACACCGUUGCUUAUUUAUUUAUGUUAUGGUUAUGUUGCUAAUAAGUAAUGCCAGACAAAACAGAAGUUUUAGGGCCCUUCUCUGACACUUGGCUUUGAUUUUUUUACCCGGAUAGGUAGUAGUUAGGAGAAGGUUUGUGUGGUAAGAUAUUUUAUAUAAUGGAUCUGGUUUAAUACCAGAUUCGGUUGGGUUGAUCCAAUUAGAAUUGGAUCUGUAUUGGAUCUACAUAUUAGAUAAAUGAAUAGGAUUUUUGCUGGUGAUUGAUUA
Molecule: messenger RNA, 1870 nt
Organism: Diospyros lotus (date-plum)
Lineage: Eukaryota; Viridiplantae; Streptophyta; Magnoliopsida; Ericales; Ebenaceae
Exons: 10
Coding region: 47-1345 (432 amino acids)
Cellular component (GO): cytoplasm
Source: RefSeq, a predicted model, not a curated record